Messenger RNA from Colletotrichum chrysophilum, 360 nucleotides. RefSeq lists its product as uncharacterized. Gene Ontology annotation, cellular component: membrane. The transcript is spliced from 2 exons. Lineage: Eukaryota; Fungi; Ascomycota; Sordariomycetes; Glomerellales; Glomerellaceae. Gene Ontology annotation, molecular function: transmembrane transporter activity. Bases 1 to 360 code for a protein of 119 amino acids. Gene Ontology annotation, biological process: transmembrane transport. The record is from RefSeq and is a predicted model, not a curated record.
AUGACCAACUACCAGUACACAAUUGCCCUCAUGGUCUUCCUUGUCUCCUACACGGUGUUCGAGGCUCCAAGCAACCUGGCGCUGAAGGUGUUUUCACCAAACAAAUGGCUAGGCUUCCUCAUCAUCGGAUUUGGCAGCUUUUGUACCGGCAUCGGUGGCGCCAACAGCUUUGCCUCCGUCACGGUUCUCCGAUUCUUUCUCGGAGCGUUCGAAUCAGGGGUGUUUGCUGGAAUGAUCUUCUACAUGAGCUUCUGGUACAGACCCGAGGAACGUGCCUUUCGCAUAGCCAUUUUCCUCGGAAGUGCCACCCUUGCCGGUGCUUUCGGAGGGUAUGUCUCGCGAGACCAGAUUGUUCUAUGA